CGCAUGCGCAUCGGCUGGGUCGGUGUCGGCGUGAUGGGCCGACACAUGGCUGGCCACCUCAUGGCGGCGGGCCAUGAGCUCUCGGUAUUCAGCCGCACCGCCUCCAAGUGCGCGCCGCUGGUAGAGGCUGGAGCUCGGCUGGCGUCGUCGCCUAUGGAUGCCGCCUAUGGAGCCGACGCAGUGUUCACGAUGGUUGGAGCGCCCUCAGAUGUCGAGCAGGUCACACUUGGCGGCGGCGGCGUGCUGGAGGCGCUGGAGCCAGGAUCGCUGCUGAUUGACUGCACCACGAGCACACCCAGCUUGGCGCAGAGAGUCGCCGCGGCCGCAGCGGGCAAGGGUGUGCUGGCGCUGGACGCGCCCGUGAGCGGAGGCGACGUCGGUGCCGAGGCGGCGUCACUCUCCAUCAUGUGUGGCGGGAGCGACGAGGCGAUGGGCGGCAGCGGUUACCUGCUCGACCUGCUGGGCAGUCGCGUGCUGCACAUGGGGCCUGCCGGAGCGGGGCAGCACACCAAGAUGUGCAACCAGAUCCUCGCAGCCAACAACAUGCUCGGCGUGUGCGAAUCGCUUCGCUACGCGUCGGCGGCGGGGCUGGACGCCGACGCGGUCGUCCGCGCAGUCGGCGCCGGCGCGGCGGGCUCGUGGGCGAUGAACAACCUCGGGCACAAGGUCGUGGCGAACGACUUUGCGCCCGGCUUCAUGAUCGAGCACAUGGCCAAGGAUUUGGGCAUCGCCGUGAGCGAGGCGGAGCGGCUGGGCCUGGAGCUGCCCGGACUCGCAAACGCACGGAGGCUGUACGACGCGCUGCUGGCGGCCGGGCACGGGAGGGACGGGACGCAGGCGCUCGUCCUAGCCCUCGACUCCCCAACCAACCCUGCCGUGAGCCCCUGCCGAUAGAGAGCCGUUCACGCAUGAGACAUGGGGACCCGCGGGUAAUAGGAGCGUGAGAUAUCAGCAUAAUAAGUCAAAAAAAAAGUUCGGGGGUGGAUGUGGUCGGCGUAAGUAAGUACACACUACUCUCUGACUACAUGCGACAUGUGAGAUCUGCGGGACUCUUGGACGUAUGCACUCUAUACGUUGCACAUGUACGUGCAUAUGCACUGGCACGAUCGGGAGCGCGACGCUUACGGCCAUGCGUGUUUGAGGUGCGUCGGCCAGUCGCGGCGAAGAGAGCCCGAAGAGGCCGAAGCGAACGCGGUGCACCGCAAUAAACUACCAUCAGAAACGGCCGGCCUCCUUGCCCUCUCGCAAAGCGGCGAGGGCGGCGUCCUUCUCCGCGUAAGCAGCCUCCAGCGUCGCUGCCCACUCCUCCGCCUUGGCAUCGAACUCCGCCUGCUUCUCCGGUGGGUAGUUGUUCCGCUCGCGCCCGGCUAUUGCGGAGAGUCGUGCCACCUUCUCUUCGCGCACCGCAGUGUUGAGCUGCUUCUGCGCGUCCUUCAGCCGCUUGAUCUCGGCAAAGCCAGCAGAGUUGAGGCGCGGAUCAUCUGCGAGCACCGGAGCAGAGCCGAGCAGCGGUGCGGCGGCCAGCGCGCGAACGGCGGUGCGGCGGUUGAGGACUAGGGUGAGGCCGCUCGCGGGAGAGAGGACGGCGAGGAGAAGGAGCGGCAGGAGACGAGGCGACAUCGUG
Emiliania huxleyi CCMP1516 is the source of this 1624-nucleotide messenger RNA. Its product is annotated as 6-phosphogluconate dehydrogenase. Lineage: Eukaryota; Haptophyta; Isochrysidales; Noelaerhabdaceae. Gene Ontology annotation, molecular function: NAD binding; oxidoreductase activity; NADP binding. The record is from RefSeq and is a predicted model, not a curated record. The transcript is spliced from 3 exons. The coding region runs from base 4 to 894 and encodes 296 amino acids.